CGAAACACCACCACCUCCUUCUCCCUCCCUCCCUCCUCGAUCCCAUUCCCCCCCCCCCUCUUAUCUCUCUCCCCAAUCUCCUCCACACAGCAAUGGCGAAGCCGAGGCUGCUCGCCCUCCUCCUCCUCGCCGCCCUCCUCCUCGCCCUCUCCUUCUCGCACGGGGAAGCGAAGGACGUGCAGCUGGUGAAGCCGGCGCGCCGCUACGGGCGGUGGCGCUCGGCCCUCCAGGCCGGCGAUGGGAUGGUGUCGACGGUGGCGGACUACUCCGAUCCCAAGCCCAACACCAACCCCCGCGGCGGCGUGCUCCCCCCGACCGACCCCAACUCGCCGCCGGCGCACUGACCGCCGCCGACCACCGUCGAUCUACGGUCUCCUUCCACCCCGGUCAGCCGGCGACGUAUCUGCGUAUAAAUACACUAUAUAUACUGUACUACCGUAUAAAUACCUAGUAGUAGUAAAUACGGCGUAUAAAUUCGGAAUACAUGUGCGUAAUUAAGUAGUAGAGGAAGAGGAAGGAUCGGAAUAAGCUGACGGCGUUCUUCUCCUUGGGCAUAUACGGUGCAGUGACCGUAUACAUGUACGCGUACAUACGUAUACAUGUACGCGUAUACGUAUGCGCGGCGUACACACUAGCCAAUUAUUGAAGUAGACCUAGCUAGACUUGUGCUUGACUGUCUGUCAUGUGUGUGUGUGAUUAUUGCGUGUCUGAUGUUGAUCGUCGUUGAUUGAUUAUUAUGAGAUUCUGAACAAUGUUUUGUUUGAUUAAUUUGGACGAUUAAUUGUUACUAGAACGUAUACACGUGCGUGUGUGUAAUGUUGAUGUGUCUUGCAUUUCGUCCCCGUUGUAUCACAACCGAUCCAUGUAAUUUGCAAUAAAAUCAUCAAUAAUAAUGUGUCAUUGUUGGAUGUAA
Oryza sativa Japonica Group (Japanese rice) is the source of this 913-nucleotide messenger RNA. RefSeq lists its product as uncharacterized. The record is from RefSeq and is a predicted model, not a curated record. Lineage: Eukaryota; Viridiplantae; Streptophyta; Magnoliopsida; Poales; Poaceae.